AUGCUCCCGGUGACUCUCCUCCUCGCCCCGCUCCUGUUUCUGGGGGGCUCAGCACAAUGGGGACGGACACCCGUCUGUACCGGCGCCACCGAGUGUUUUUCCUACGUGACCCUCUGCCGAGACACGGAAUACGAGAGUCGCGCGUACGAGCCGAGCCACUGGAUCGGGACGCAGGUACUACCGGCGGAGAGGAGGUACAGAGCCAUCAACCGCCUGCGGGAGUACUUCAACAGGAAGAACCGGCCAGGGAUACUGAUCGAGAGGACAUCCCCCACCCUCACCAUGUACGUGAACGUCAAUGGCGUUCCCAGAGAGACGGCCGUUUUCUUCUACCUGCCCAGACGCUUCCUAUCCAAUCCUCCCAUUCCCCGGGAUGAGCUGGUGUACCUGUCGAACUCGCCGGCCCAGAGUAUGUUUGUGCGUUCUGCUGGUUCUAUCUUUUUCAACCUGAAGCGAGCAUCGCAGGAGUUGUUCGAGGACUUGCUCCGUCAGAGAGAGAUUUUCAUGCAAGACCGCUUUUACCUUGCCGAGUAUCACAGACCACUCUCGAUCCUCGGACGACGCAAUGAGAUCUGGUUCCAGGCGCUGGGUCCCGUUCGCUGCGGCUCCAGGUUCGGGAGCGGCCAGUCCACGGCGUGACCACGUUGGAUCGCAGCGGCACCUGCCCUGGACUCCAUCACAACCAGCCCCUCCGAAGCUGAUCCACCAGGGUGUGGUGACCAGAACUGGAGCCAGACCUCACGGAAACAGGCCCUUCGGCCCAACUCCCCCAUGCCGACCAAGAUGUGUACCCAGCUUGUCCCACUAGCCCGCGUUUGACCCAUCGGUUUCCUAUCGAUGUACCUGUCUAAAUGUCUCUUAAAUGUUUUUUUUGUACCUGCCUCCAUGGUAUUGUUCCGAUUGUCUCUGUUCAUUUUGACCGAUAUCGCUUCAAGAGUUUAGUUGAGUUUAGUGCUACAGUGUGGAAACAGGCCCUUCGGCCCACCAAGUCCAUGCUGACCAACGAUGACCCAUACAC
This is a messenger RNA of Leucoraja erinaceus (little skate), 1018 nucleotides long. RefSeq names its product heme-binding protein 2-like. Bases 1 to 639 code for a protein of 212 amino acids. The transcript has 6 exons. Lineage: Eukaryota; Metazoa; Chordata; Chondrichthyes; Rajiformes; Rajidae. The record is from RefSeq and is a predicted model, not a curated record.